AUGUCUAAUAAUGAAUAAACAAAAUAGGUUUAAAAUUAUGUUUUAGGUAUAUAUAAAAUAAUUUGAGAGAUCGUACGCUUGGGAAAGGAACAUUUGGUAAAGUAAAGUUAGGUUAUCAUACAAUUUGUGAUGAAUAUGUAAAAUUGAAUUAGAUUUAAGGUGGCUGUAAAGAUUUUGGAGAAAAGAAAAAUAGAGAAUGACGCAGAUUUUGUAAGAGUAUAAAGAGAGAUUACAAUAUUACGUAAAGUAGAACAUUAGAAUGUUAUAAAGCUAUAUGAGGUAAUAAUAAAGUGAAUUAGUAGAUAUUGGAAUCAGAUACAAAUCUUUAUUUAGUAAUGGAAUAUGCAAAGGGAGGAGAAUUAUUUGAUUAUAUAGUGAAGAAGAAUUAGUAAAUAUAAAGUAUAAUCAGGUUAUCCGAACAAGCUGCAACAAGAUUUUUUAUUCAGUUGAUUGAUGCAGUGGAAUAUUUACAUUCAUAAAAGAUUGUCCAUAGAGACUUGAAACCUGAGAAUUUGCUUUUAGAUGAGUAAAGGAAUCUAAAAGUAGCUGAUUUUGGACUAAGUAAUAUAUACAAAGAUAACGAUUAACUAAAAACCGCAUGUGGAUCUCCCUGUUAUGCUGCACCUGAGAUGCUAUGUAUUAAGGUUAUAAUAAUUAGAUGGUAGAUUAUAUGGAGGAUAAAAGAGUGAUAUUUGGAGCUGUGGUAUAAUCUUAUAUGCCAUGCUCUGUGGUUAUUUACCAUUUGAACAUGAAAACACAAAGAAACUUUAUGAGAUGAUUAAAUAUGAAGAUUAUGAUAAACCAAAUAACAUUUCACCUUAAGCAUAAGAUCUUUUAAAAUAAUUAUUAACUAAGGAUCCCUCUUUAAGAAUUGGAUUCAAUUAAAUCAAAUAACAUCCAUUUUAUACGAAAAUCGUUAUCUAACCUUAAUAGACCUUAAUAACCUAGGACCAAGUUGUUUUAAAGAAAUUAUCAGAAUUAGGUUAUGACGUCAAUAGCGUUAUUGACUAAGUUAAAAAAAAUAAACAUAAUUCCAUUACUUCUGCUUAUUGGUUAUUGAUCAAAAAAUUUACAUCUAAUCAAUAAUCUAUAAUUAAAAAUAAUGCAUAGUUACUUCAUUAAACAUAAUAAUAAAUUAAAAAAAAUUAAAUUUAAUAAUCUUAGUUAUAGUAAAUUUAUUAACCUAUGGAAUAUAGAUAAUUAUAAAGUUCAACUGGAGGUUCAAAUAGUAGAGAAAAAUUCCAAUAACAAAGACAAUUAAGGUAUUCUUUACCUCAUAAUAAAAAUAAAAUUGAUUAUUAAUAAUUUUAAGAUGUAUUUACAGGUUAUCAAAAUAAACUGAAUAAUAUUUAAAUUUAAGGAAAAUAAACUCCUAAUAAUAUUGUUGAUUUUGUCAGAUAAAAAACUCAUUCAGUUUAAGAGAAAGGGCAUUGCUAAACCCCUGAAAAAUUUGAUUUAAUGAUUAAAUAACCUAGUAAAAAGAUAUAAUUAUUUAUGUAAAGGAAAAAGAAUCCCACUGAAUAAAUAGAGAAAUUUGAUUAAAAUGAUAAUGGAUUAAAAAAUAAAAUGAAAGAUUUGACUAAAAGAUCAAGAAAUAAAACUUAACCUUUAAAAAAGAUAAAUGAUAAAAUGGAGAGAUUUGCAAAUAAUUAUACUCAUUAGUUAAUUAAAUAAAAUAGUCCUUAGGAUAGCUUUAUUGUUAAAUUUUAAAAACCGUCAAUUAGAGUUAGAUAUAGUAGUAAUUAAGAAAAUAUUUUAAAACAAAAUAAACUUCUUACUCAUAAUUUUGUAUGA
Molecule: messenger RNA, 1794 nt
Organism: Paramecium sonneborni
Lineage: Eukaryota; Ciliophora; Oligohymenophorea; Peniculida; Parameciidae
Source: the annotation of a GenBank genome assembly